AUGAAAAGAGUUGAUGGAAGAGAAAUGGAGAGAAGGCUCAGCUUUGUACUAAAGGGAAGAGAUUCCCGGUGGGACGGGUCGUGUCCGGUCGAGUGCUCGAGGGUUUUUGUGGUUGGGGGCCACAGGGCGGUUCUGUCUGGCACCGUGCUAUUUCUCGACGAAAAGAAACUCGAGGAGGAUGUCAUUUAUCUAAGCAAGGACGGAGCAAGGAUUGUUGCAACAAAGUGCAACGAGAUUGUUAUCCUGGACAUCUCCGAGUCUACCAUCAAAAGGGUGGAGACGAAGUCUCAGAUAAGAAGAGGAGAGGUGUGGAACGAGUAUUUAGGGAUAUUGCUCGAAGAUGGGCGGCUGGAGGUGUUUAAGGAUGGAAAGUACAUGCAUGAGGAGAAGGAUGUAAGGGACUUUCUCCUUCCAGACUCUCUUGUCACCCUGGAUGGGAAGUUCAUGAGCCACGAGAAUGUAAGGAGGAUUUUGAGAAGUGCCGAUGGGAGUGGGAUCAUAGUUGUGAGUGAUGAAAAACUAGUCCUCGGGGACAACGAGGUUGAGAACAUGCUCCACAGAGGAGACAUGGAGUACGAUAGGGGCAUCGCGCCAUGCUACUACCACUGCAACUUCCAUGGGGUGAAUCUGCUGGCAUCAAGCAACUCCUCUAGGUUUCUGCUUCUUGGAGGUGAUCUUCAUGAGUUGGAGCUGGACGAGGAGAUAAAGCUGCUGGGUCUGAGAACUGACGAGGAAUUCAACGUCAGGUAUCUAACUGGAAUGGACCAUUCUGGAAGAUAUGUGUAUCUUAUUGAUGAAGAUGGGGUUCUAAGCAAGUUUGAGGCCUGUGGAAUAGAAGGCGAAAGGGAAACGGAAGAGGACAUUGAGUUUACAGAGAAAAGGUACUCGAUUUCAAGGGAAGAAGGGCUGAUAAGUACUAACGGGGGGAAUGAGGGUCUACUUGCUGAGCCGAUGGGGAAAAAGAAAUCGCUUUCCUCUCUGGCUGGCCUACUAGAUUCUGUCGAGGAGGAUAAUGUCUCUAUGGAAGACAACAGGACCCAGGGCGAUGAAAAUGCUUCCUGCACGGAGUUGACUGGAGACGGCCGAGUGGAUGCACUGGUCGAAAGAAUUGCCUCGCAGAUAGAUGAAAUCACCAAGGACUUCGAGGGAAUCAAGGUCGAGAAGAAGGCUUUCCGUAUGUACAGAUACAAUGCAAACGAUCUGUCAUUGUCUGUCGAGCAGGCAUACAAGAACAUCAUGAGGCUUGAGAGAUACAGGUCGAUAGGGGACGAAAUGGCUGAACAGCUUUCUAUGAUGCUCAACAGCCUUGAGGUUUACGAAGGGAUUGAUGAGGAAAGCAUAAGAAAUGCAGUGAGAUAUGUUGACAGCGCAAUAGAGGGCAUUUCGAAGGGCCGAAGAAGAAGGGUUGUUCAUUACACAAAGCCACUGCUCUACGGGAUCGGCAAGGUAGGGGGUGUCGAUCUGGGACUGGACAGGAAAACCGUUGAAGUACAAAAGACACUAACAGACGCUGAUUGCAUAGAAAUGAAGAUGGACAAUGACACUCUGGACGAAGGCUUUACGCAUCACUUUAAUCUUAACCAGGCAUCUAUAGAGAGUGCACCUGAGGAAAAAGGGGAAAGGCCCCCAAGCAAGCAGGAGGAUGCUUCUCCGGAAAGAAUGGAGGAUGGAAAGGAGGGAUCCAAUGAAAUCCGCUCGAGCACAGGCGCUACCUCGCCUGUGGAAAGGACCUAUCCUUCCUUAAAUACACACCCUGUACGGCAGACUAACAUCUUUGGACAAACUGUAUCCAAAAACGAUCCUGUACAGUUUGGAGGCCUAUUCAGCAGCUCUUCUCCAUCCAACAUUUUUCAGUCGAUAACCAACAACCCCCCACAAGUUCCACAGGCUCUGGAAAAGAAAGAAGAGGACCCUAGUCAAUCGGUUCCAAAUGCAUUUUCGAGGUUUGCAAACAGCAGAAGCCUAUUCAAAUAA
Messenger RNA from Encephalitozoon cuniculi GB-M1, 1974 nucleotides. RefSeq lists its product as uncharacterized. The transcript has a single exon. NCBI's taxonomy places the organism in Eukaryota, Fungi, Microsporidia, Unikaryonidae. The coding region runs from base 1 to 1974 and encodes 657 amino acids. The record is from RefSeq and is marked provisional.